Haemonchus placei is the source of this 360-nucleotide messenger RNA. Lineage: Eukaryota; Metazoa; Nematoda; Chromadorea; Rhabditida; Trichostrongylidae. The record is from the annotation of a GenBank genome assembly.
AUGAUCUUCUCCAAUGCCCUUCGGGAUGCAGUAACAUCCCUCAAGACGACGAAGGGAAGUUAUUUUGAUCUUAUAAUUGAAAACGCUCCGGCAGAAUGCACUUCCCAGCCUCAGCGGCUCCACGCGAUUCUCGAGAGUCUUCGAAGAGAGACGUUUCUUGACAUCUUCAAGACUCUCAGCUUUCCUGGCCCUAUCGUGAAGAUGUUCGACGAGUUGGUCGUAUUUUCAUCGAUGUGGAGGGUUUACGGUGAUGCUUAUCCGCAGGCAACGCCUCGGAUACUCGAAAGGUCAUUCUUCCAAUUCUUCCAUUUUCCUGAAAAUGAAGCUGCGAAAUUGAAGAAAAUCGAAAAGUUAUUGUAA